Molecule: messenger RNA, 765 nt
Organism: Mesorhabditis spiculigera
Lineage: Eukaryota; Metazoa; Nematoda; Chromadorea; Rhabditida; Rhabditidae
Source: the annotation of a GenBank genome assembly
AUGUCCACCGAUUGUCCUUGUUGCUCUUAUAAGACUGAUCGCCCCUACAACCUAAAGGUGCACAUGAAUCGACUCCACGGGGGUUCUCCCAUCCCUAUUGUUGCGCGCAAAAAGAGCAUAGCUAAGCAAGGCACUGUGGAAAAAGCGCUAGCCCGCAUCGAUGAUGGUCCCUCCCUGCCAGCCGAUACGCCACGAAUAUCCGAAGUGCAUUUUCAAUGUGGUGAAUGCAAAGUUCCAACGCGUAGCAGCCAGGAGCUGCUGACGCACUAUCAGCAGCUUCAUCGUGAUGCCGAACAUCCUUUUGACCUUCUUGAGAUCAAUAUUGAACGCGAUGCAGUUUCGGAUUGGUUGAAGGAGUUGGAAGAGCGCACAAAUUCUCGUUUCUCGACGCGAUACCUUGGCAACUAUAACAACGACCAGCUGGCUGAUGACGUCGAGGGCGAUACGUCGGCACAGGUAGAAUCGCACACCGACCCAACAGCCUUCGACAUCCCACCUCUACAAGCCACCCCUGAAAAAGAUCGCAAGAGGCAAAAGAUCCAGAAGCUGCGUAACAGCAUUAAUGCUUUAUGGUAUUCUGUUGGCGAAUGUGACGAUGAGGCGCUCAUCGAUCGUAUGCAAAAAGAGCUUGACGAAAAUUUGCGCUUGACAAUGCCGUCUACUUCCCGUACAAUUGCGCCUAGCCAGCAACAAAUCGUCCCCAUUCGCCAGGCCUCGAGGAAUCACCAAAUGCAAACGAAAGCGGCGAAAAGAAAGCUCAACCCC